Molecule: messenger RNA, 2922 nt
Organism: Callithrix jacchus (white-tufted-ear marmoset)
Lineage: Eukaryota; Metazoa; Chordata; Mammalia; Primates; Cebidae
Gene: DNALI1
Product: dynein axonemal light intermediate chain 1
Cellular component (GO): axoneme; ciliary base
Molecular function (GO): dynein heavy chain binding
Source: RefSeq, a predicted model, not a curated record
CCUAAGAAGCCAAGCAAGCACCAGAGAUUUCUGCCCAGGAGGCACAGGAUGAAACUCGUGGGCUGUUGGCCCCGCCCCACUUUGAAGCUCCGCCCAAGCCAAGAAGCGCAGGGGCGGGGUUGAGGGGUGGUUUCCACGGUGACGACAAACAAGGCCCAUACUGUAGGGGGCCGCUGCUGGGCUGCUUCUCCCGCCGCUGCCAUGAUUCCCCCCGCAGACUCUUUGCUCAAGUACGACACCCCGGUGCUGGUGAGCCGGAAUACGGAGAAACGGAGCCCCAAGGCUCAGGCACUGAAAGUCAGCCCCCAGCAGCCUGGACCCUCAGGUCCAGUCCAACAGCCACCCAAGACCAAGCUCCUGGCAACUUCUUCUGUCCCAGAUCCUACAAAGCAGGCAGAAGAAAUCUUGAAUGCCAUCCUACCCCCGAGGGAGUGGGCGGAAGACACGCAGCUAUGGAUCCAGCAGGUGUCCAGCACCCCCAGCACCAGGAUGGAUGUGGUGCACCUCCAGGAACAGUUAGACUUAAAGCUGCAGCAGCGGCAGGCCAGGGAAACAGGCAUCUGCCCUGUCCGCAGGGAACUCUACUCACAGUGUUUUGAUGAGUUGAUCCGGGAGGUCACCAUCAACUGUGCGGAGAGGGGGCUGCUGCUGCUGCGCGUCCGGGACGAGAUCCGCAUGACCAUCGCUGCCUACCAGACCUUGUAUGAGAGCAGCGUGGCGUUUGGCAUGAGGAAGGCACUGCAGGCCGAGCAGGGGAAGGCAGACAUGGAGAGGAAAAUUGCAGAAUUGGAGACAGAAAAGAGAGACCUGGAGAGGCAAGUGACCGAGCAGAAGGCAAAAUGCGAAGCCACCGAGAAGCGGGAGAGUGAGAGGCGGCAGGUAGAGGAGAAGCAGCACAAUGAGGAGAUUCAGUUCCUAAAGCGGACAAAUCAGCAGCUGAAGGCCCAACUGGAAGGCAUUAUUGCACCAAAGAAGUGAUAACUUCCACAUGGGCCUACCCCAUCAUAAGCCCUUUGUAAUAAAAAGCUAGUUUCCUGAGUGAACAAGCCAUACCGUUCCCUAACCACCUAGGUAUUUGUCAGAAGUCACACUAUUGCUCCAAUGUCAUGAAACACGAAAGGUCUGCAAGCCAGCCUCCUGGCUGGGCAAUGGAAGAUGAUGUGGUCCUGUUAGUCUCAGGGCGUGGCUUACUAGCCAGCCUUGGGAUCUGCCGGCUCCGAGUCUAAGAAAGACACUGCUUUCUCAUCAUCAUUCUAUACCAGCACUUAUUUCUUACCAGAGGAAGCUGCUGCUCUGCUCCUCAAACUUUUGGUUCGGAGUUCAUCUUCUGCCUUUACCUGGGCUUCUGGCCUUAUUUAAUGUCUUUUUAAGCCCUACUCUAAUGCAUUUCUAUUAACUCAUUUUGGAGCUCUGGUUUUCUGCUGUACUGUAUUACCCCCACUUGCCAGUCAACUGGACCCCUUCCUCCUCAGUUUCAGACUGCCUAGGUUAGUAAACGUUUGCCAGAAAGGAAUACCAGUCACAGUGGCCUUUGUGAGCUGUCUGCAACGAGCUCUUCCUCCAGCACAGAUUUGUUCACUUUAUCCUGCAGAAAACCAACCCCUGACUCUGCACUCCCCUUAGUUAUGUUGAUUAACAACUGAAGAGGGAACCAAAUCUCACGUGCAGGUCUAAUGACUAAUGAUUGGACUAUGGCCGCUAGCCAACUGCAUUUUAGUAUUUCUCUUCCACUUUCCUGGUUUUGUAGACCCAAAUUGAAUGGGUGACAUAAAUCUUUAGUUCAAGACAGGCCCGGGCGGGCUAGGAUGGUAAGCUGGAGGACUUCCAUCCUUCGGUCAGGCUGCACAAGUAACAUUACCUAGAAGGCACUAACAUUCUCAGGUUCCCGGAGAGGUGUGAGAAGGGACUCUCCUUAGCAGAGCUUCCACCUGCCAUUCAUCUUGGGUCCAGUGAGCUUCAAGGCUCACAAGGGAAGCAUUAUUGUCCCCUAGAAAACCUGUGUUCCCCAAGCUGUACACACCACAUGCACUGUCAUCUGGAAUCUAAGGGGCAGCUUUUACCCUGAUCCAGUAUCCUGAGGAAUUAAAGGCUCCACUCAAAUGACCUGCCCGUGUUAUUUCCAUGGGAAAGAACUCUUCACAGGAUCUGCUAGUUCCAGGAUUCUACAACAGGAAUGUAGUGCCCUAAGUGGGUUCACUUCACAGACUCAAUGAGCAACAGAAGUUACUAUAGUUUUCUUAUUUUUUUUUGAGAUUGAGUCUCACUCUGUCGCCCAGGCCGGAGUGCAAUGGCUGAUCUCAGCUCACUGAAACCUCCACCUCCCAGGUUCAAGCUAUUCUCCUGCCUCAGCCUCCUGAGUAGCUGGGAUUACAGGUGCCCAUCACCAUGCCCUGCUAAUUUUUGUAUUUUUAGUAGAGACGGGGUUUCACCAUGUUGGUCAGGCUGGUUUCAAACUCCUGACCUCGUGAUCUGCCCGCCUCAGCCUCCCAAAGUGCUGGGAUCAGGGGCAUGAGCCACCAUGCUUCAUAUUUCAAAGCCCAGGCCACGCACACUAACGUGCUUGAAAUCUGCGGUUCUGUAUGCUUCUAUUCCAAAUUGUUCAUUACCACUAAACAAGAAAUACCACCCUUUCCACUUUGUAGACCUCAUCCCCUAUGUCUGUCAGACAUUUACAUGACAGGGUGACUGGAUGAACCUCUUCGUUCAUCUACAGUCUAGCUGAAGUACUAGACUUUCAGACUAUCACUGAAAUCCUUAAGGGUGAGGAGGCUUUAUUUCCCUAGCGCUGGUGAAGAGCUUCAACUGUCCAACCUAAGAACAAAUGCAUUAUGGCCUUAGAAAUGCCAACGGGGCAGGAAGAAAAUGAACACAAUUUCUAAUUGCAUGUUUUUGUAUAGUUUAAUAAAAACCUUUUAAACGUUA